Ostreococcus tauri is the source of this 1647-nucleotide messenger RNA. RefSeq names its product unnamed product. The record is from RefSeq and is a predicted model, not a curated record. NCBI's taxonomy places the organism in Eukaryota, Viridiplantae, Chlorophyta, Mamiellophyceae, Mamiellales, Bathycoccaceae. The transcript has a single exon. Bases 1 to 1647 code for a protein of 548 amino acids.
AUGCGCGAGGACGCCCCGACGCCGCGGCGCCUCUCGGCGAUCACCGCGAUCGUCGCCGUGGCCGCCGUCGGCGCGCUCGCGAUCGGCGUGGCGUCGACGACGGCGACGACCGAUGGGACGACGUGGACGCGGGUGAGCUCGGUGGCGAUGUUGGGCGAGGAGCUCCCGGAGGCGCGACCGACGACCCGCGCGCGCGUUGAUCUGCACAAAAGACUUCGUGGGAAGCGUGUCGAGGGGAUCUUCGGUCGAUUGCGCGCGGCGCGCGGACGGGCACCGCGAUUCGAUCCGAAGGACUUUGACGUGGACGCCGACGCGGUGGCGUCCGCGGCGCGAGAGCUCCAUCGCAGGGAGAGCUACGCGUUUGUGAACGGUGAGCUCGUGGGUGAUCGGGUGCGCAGGGCUUGGGCGCGGAAGCACGCGUUUGUUGCACCGUGGGGCUCGGAGGCGCCGCCGAUUGCGAUUUUGGGCAAGGCGAGAAAGUCCGAGGAUGAGGAUGAGGUUGAGACUUCCAAGAAGCACCACCACGGGAGUAAGAAGAAGGAUGAGGAUGAGGAUGAGACUUCCAAGAAGCAUCACCACGGGAGUAAGAAGAAGGACGCGGCGAAAGAGAGCGACGAUGACGACUCGAAGAAGUCCAAGGUGACCAAGAAAUCCAAAAAGUCCAAGGAGGAGGACUCCGCAAAGGAAUCAAAGGGGUCCAAGAAGAAGGCGUCGAAGAAGGGCAAGGACGACGACGACAGCGCAACGUUAGGGAAAAAGGAAGGGAAGAAAUCGCUGUCCCUUGACACUCCGGUGUACAUCAUGACGCUGGGCGAUAAAAAGUUGAAGAAUCCUGACCCUACCAUGGGUUCCACGGACGCCGAGCGCGCUUCGCAGUUGAUCAAACUUCUCGUCCGCGAGUUCGGCACGAAGGACGUGAAGAAGCACGUGCGUUUGACGCCAGGCGUGGACGUGUACGACUGGCCGAAGAACGAGGAUACAAUGCACUACGCUCUGAAGACUGUCAUGGCAAACAAACCCAAGGGGACGCAGCUCUCGGCGUUGCCGUGGAUCAGCUUCUACACCAGUCGCGAUAAGUCUGGGCACUUUGCCGAUAAGUUUGCGGAAGAACGCAAUCUGCAGACGCACAUUGGAUGCCUGUUCGGACACAUGUUCCAAUGGCAACUCGCCUCGGACGCGGGCGACGAAGAAGCCUUCAUGUUUGAAUCUGAUGCGUCCAAUCAAUACAUGAUUGGCCUUCCGGUCAAGAGCAUGGUCUCGCUGGUGGACCACGCCCCGAAAGGGUACGAUAUCAUCUUCUUCGACGAACCGAAAAUGGUCACCUUCGACAAGCCAGUUCGCACGUACAAGGAUGAGAACGGCAUGGAAAUCAACAUUUACGCCUUCAACCAAAAGAGUGGGCAGAGUGGUUUGAGCGCCUCCUUAGUCUCCAAGCGAUUUUACCCCAAACUAUUCAAGCACGUGGCACACUUCGGCGCCGAUGUCGUCGAUGCGAUGUUGAAGGUGCAGCUGUGCGCAGACUCGAUGGUGGAUGCGUCAGGGAAGUUCACCGGAUUCGGCGCUGGUAACAAGCCUUGGCUCAAGUGCUACUGGGCGCUUCCGGCCAAGGCCGCGCACGUGAAGGACGGGAAGUACGUCUACAAUUAA